GUCCGCUUACAAUAUCCGACCGAAUGCAGCGACGUACUACAACUCUCUUCUUCUGUUCCUGCCUCUUUCACCUCCGUCGUUGUCUACGUCGUCAAUUACUGCUGCUGCUCCUUCGUCUUUCCUUUCUUCUCUACACCUUUUCUGCUGCUGCACUUCUUCUUUCUUGCGCGCGUGUUGCGGUGGUAUUGUUCAACGGUUACGCGACAAAGGCUGAGAAGAAGAAGGGCAUCGACAGACGGGUACCACCGAGAUUCGAAUGGACGGCGCAAUCUCUGGCAUCCAAAGGUUUCCUGAGGUCGCAAAAGGACUACUCUCCACCGGCUGACGUCAACGAUAGGCUCUCUGCAAUCGCGAAGACUGUCCUCGGUACGAGCGACGGACGUCUCACCGAUUUGAACGCAAAAUUCGAGUUCCUCAACGCCUGCUUUGGAGAGUUCCAGCACGGUGUACCGAACUCCCUUCUGCACACCAUAGAAUCCGUCGACGAUGUUAAGCAGUUUUACUUGACGCCAAUCAGUACGAAAACGCCGCUGGAUAAAUUCAAGGAUGUGGAGUUACCCGCCAAUUUACAUAUACAGCACGACUACGUUCGAUACAAUCCAGAAACGUUUGAUGGGAAGACCACUUUCCCAAAGAGCUCAACUCUGGUCACUGGUUUGAAGUACAAGGAAAAGUAUGUGGGACACAGGCAGGCGCAGCAGUGGCCUUACAAAUAACCUAAUCAUCUUACUAGUUACAUAUAAUAUUGAUACCACAUAAUAAAUAGUUUUCAUUAAAAGUA
Messenger RNA from Nicrophorus vespilloides, 781 nucleotides. RefSeq names its product 39S ribosomal protein L50, mitochondrial (gene mRpL50). The transcript has 4 exons. Gene Ontology annotation, cellular component: mitochondrion; mitochondrial large ribosomal subunit. Bases 24 to 716 code for a protein of 230 amino acids. NCBI's taxonomy places the organism in Eukaryota, Metazoa, Arthropoda, Insecta, Coleoptera, Silphidae. The record is from RefSeq and is a predicted model, not a curated record.